AUGACCCACCUGAGACGUGCCUUCCAGGCCCACACCUCCCACAUCCUGGCUGGUUCCCGUGGUUACCAACGCUCCACCUCCCUCUGGAUCACCUCUGUCAACCAAUCAGACGCCGGGACAUACCGAUGCCACGCCCACAACGAGAGGGGCGCCACCGCCGAUACCCUGCACCUGGAUGUCCGUGAGCGAGGCUUCAUCAGUAUGCUGGGUGACUCCCGGCCUAGCCAGUCUGCUGUCAGAGAAGGGAGAGCCUAAGCCUCAGGGUAGAGUUUGAGUCUUACCCCAGACCAGGCACUCUGUCCUGGGCUUACAACGGCAAGACCCUCCACAACACCACGGAGCACGUCAUCACUGCCCAACGACACCGAUAC
Messenger RNA from Oncorhynchus keta (chum salmon), 371 nucleotides. RefSeq names its product mast/stem cell growth factor receptor kita-like. The transcript has 3 exons. NCBI's taxonomy places the organism in Eukaryota, Metazoa, Chordata, Actinopteri, Salmoniformes, Salmonidae. Bases 1 to 255 code for a protein of 84 amino acids. The record is from RefSeq and is a predicted model, not a curated record.